GCGCGAACAAGGGCGGAAACGCAGCGCGGUGACAGCUGGGUAAAUUCACCGACAUACAGGAAGAAAGAAAGACGAAGCCAGUCAAGUCUGCUCUGCAAGCCUGUACAUUCCCCCGGUGACAUUAAGGACCAAAUCACUGCUUGACCAGUUUAGCAGGGGCCACUCCCUUCCUGCACUGCUGGUGAGUCAUCUCUCAGCUGGGACCAGGAAGUGAAACUUUUGAACCUUGAUAUCUGCAGGUAUGGCUGAGUUGGCGAGUCUGGUGCAGCGGCUGGAGGUGGCGGUCGGUCGCCUGGAGUCCAUGUCAGGCCCUGGAGGAAGUGGUGGAAAUUCUGCUGGGGGAGCUGUAUCGGCGUACGUCGAGGCCUUUGAUGUGAUCGUCAGCGGUCCCGUGGCUCAGUACUUAUCUCUUAGCCAGAAGAUCGGGGGCGAUGUCCAGAAACAUGCAGACAUGAUGAAGCAGGCAUUCUCCAGUCAGAGAAUACUCCUCAUAACAGCCUCUUCCUCCCAGAAGCCCUCUGAUGCAGUUUUGACGACUCUCCUGCAGCCGGUGUCCAAAGCGAUCCAGCAGGUGCAGACGUUCCGCGAGCAGAACCGCAGCUCGCCACAGUUCAACCACCUUUCUGCCGUGAGCGAGAGCGUGCCCGCCCUCGGAUGGAUCGCCAUGGCUCCUAAGCCAUGCCCCUACGUUAAAGAGAUGCAGGAUGCUGCCAUGUUCUACACCAACCGUGUGCUCAAGGAAUUCAAGGAAAAGGACCAGACACAUGUGGACUGGGUGAAGGCCUACCUCUCCAUCUGGGCUGAGCUGCAAAACUACAUCAAAGAGUACCACACCACCGGGCUGACCUGGAGCAAGAGUGGUGCUGUUGCUUCAGCCUCUGCAGCUCCCCCCAGUGCUCCUGCUGGUGGAUGUCCUCCACCUCCCCCUGGACCUCCUCCUCCCCCCAUGGACUUGAGCGGAUCAUCUGGUGGCGGUGGCGAUUCUGGUGCUGACGAUCGUAACGCUUUGUUCGCGGCCAUCAACAAGGGAGCGAACAUCACCAGCGGCCUGAAGCAUGUGAGCGACGACCAGAAGACCCACAAGAAUCCUAACUUGAGGGGUACGGCUCCGGUGCGUUCCGGACCAAAACCUUUCGCCUCAUCCAAUCCCCGACCUGCUGCGUCGGCCACCCCGACCCGCAAGCUGCCCCCUGUGUUUGAGCUGGAUGGGAAGAAGUGGAAAGUGGAGAACCAAGACGGAGCGCAGAACCUGGUGAUCGACCGGACUGAGCUGAAACAAGUGGUUUAUGCUUACAAGUGCAACAAGAGCACCCUGCAGAUAAAGGGCAAAAUCAACUCCAUCACUAUAGACGGCUGUAGUAAAAUGGGCCUGGUGUUUGAUGAUGUCGUGGGCAUCGUAGAGAUUAUCAACUGUAAGGAUGCCAAGAUUCAGGUCCUGGGUAAGGUCCCCACUAUCUCCAUCAACAAGACGGACGGUUGCCAUGUCUACCUGAGCAAAGACUCUCUGAGCUGCGAGAUUGUCAGCGCCAAAAGUUCAGAGAUGAACAUCCUGGUACCCAACAAAGACGGAGAGUUUACGGAGAUGCCUGUUCCUGAGCAGUUCAAGACCGUCUGGGACGGAAACAAGCUCAUUACCACAGCAACGGAGAUCGCCGGAUAGACGGCAGCAUGUGAAAUGGCGGCCCCUCCUCGACACCAUCCCCACCCCAUUUUUUUUUUUUUUUUUUGUGUGCAAAUGCCUUCCUGACUGAUCAACCACCCCACCAGCUAACUCUCACACUGUAGACUGAGAUUUGGACCUCAUGUGUUAUAUCUUCCUUCCUUGUCAGCCAAUCACAGCUUAAGCUGUUCCUUCCAUCAGCCAAUGAGAGGACUGCUCACUUUUAUCUGGAGCAAAAUCCUCCAGCCAAUCAGCAGGGAGCGGCUUGUCAUUCAAAUUGGUUUUCUCUGUAAGCCAGUGAGCACUUUUCAAAAAACAUUCAAGUUUUGCCAAUAGCGGGGAUGCUCUAUGAUAUUUUGUAUCUAUCUGGAUUAUGCUAAGCAAAAUUUAACAUGUAGAAUUUUAACUUGUGACCUGACUUCCAUUAUAUGCAAUUCACUGGUGAAGCACUAGUCAAAGGAUAAUGGCAUCCGUAUCACCUCCGCUGAUGUUAAUUAUAAUAUCAUUCAUAGUGAAUAAAGUCUCAGAGCACAUAAAUAGGACUUAAAAUGUGUGUGCACACAUCAUGAAACUCUCCAUCUAGAUGAUGUUGGAACAAUUAAAAUAGGAAAAUUAUCAUUCCAUGUGCUUUCCGUUAAACCCCACACAUAGGACAUUCCCGAGUAAAAAAAAAAAAAAAAAAAAACAUUCCAUAUAAAGGAGGCAUGUAAGAAAAAGUUUGCAAUAAAGAGCACAAGAGAUGUUGAUAUGAAGUGGAAGAGAGACUGAAGGAAAUAAUCAGUUAAAUUCUCCACCUCCAUCUCUUGAUUGAAAAUAUCUGCUGUAAUCAUCUGUACAGGUAUUAAUUACAGAAAAGUCUUAAAAUUUUAGCCUGACCAUUGGCAUCUCUCCACUCGCUCAUGUCUGCACUCUUUGGUUAUCUUCAGCUCUUGAAGUUCUAAAACUCUUUGCUGAAUUUCCUUUAUAUUGUCUCCUUUUUACCUCUUUAUUUUUUUGGGUCCAAAAAUCUGAAUUCUGCUCAUUAGUACUGGAGACAUCAUUAAAACAUGUUGCAAUAAAA
Molecule: messenger RNA, 2720 nt
Organism: Perca flavescens (yellow perch)
Lineage: Eukaryota; Metazoa; Chordata; Actinopteri; Perciformes; Percidae
Gene: cap1
Product: CAP, adenylate cyclase-associated protein 1 (yeast)
Exons: 14
Coding region: 242-1660 (472 amino acids)
Biological process (GO): cell morphogenesis; actin filament organization; cytoskeleton organization
Cellular component (GO): cytoplasm
Molecular function (GO): adenylate cyclase binding; actin binding
Source: RefSeq, a predicted model, not a curated record